This is a messenger RNA of Penicillium soppii, 4002 nucleotides long. RefSeq names its product Elongator subunit IKI3. Gene Ontology annotation, biological process: tRNA wobble base 5-methoxycarbonylmethyl-2-thiouridinylation. The record is from RefSeq and is a predicted model, not a curated record. Lineage: Eukaryota; Fungi; Ascomycota; Eurotiomycetes; Eurotiales; Aspergillaceae. Bases 1 to 4002 code for a protein of 1333 amino acids. Gene Ontology annotation, molecular function: tRNA binding. Gene Ontology annotation, cellular component: elongator holoenzyme complex; cytosol. The transcript is spliced from 3 exons.
AUGCGCAACCUGAGAAACGUGCGCCUCGUUGAGACGCAGAUUGAGGGCGAAUUGCCUCUCACUGCUACAGCAUGGGACACCUCCUCGGACUCGGUGGUAUGCACCUUUGGUCCCGCUGAGAACAAUCCAAUUAUAGAGGUGCGGCGCAAGCGCCCCGAGAUUAACUCAACGGAUCCCCUCUCCCCCGAAGCAUUCGAAUGCAUUGCUUCCUGGGAUGCCCCAUGCCCUCUGCCGGACCUGGCAUAUGACCGCAUACUUUCUCUGCACUACUUCGCGGACAAUUUGACUACUUGCUUGGUGCUAGAAGGAGGCGAUAUCGUUGUCGUUCGCGAGGAGGCCCUCCCCGGUGAAGACAAGAUUGAAAUUGUCGGAUCAGUUGAUGUGGGAAUCACAGCUGCUGCAUGGUCACCAGACGAGGAAAUGUUGGUCCUUACCACCAGAGCCCAGACGUUCUUGUAUAUGACUAGAGACUUCGAGAACGUGGCCGAUAUUAAUCUGACCCCCAAAGAUAUGCAAGCAUCGCAACACGUGUCCGUUGGAUGGGGAAAGAAAGAGACUCAGUUCCAAGGAAAGCGAGCCAAGGCUCUCCGAGACCCAACUGUUCCAGAGAAGAUCGACCUAGGAAUUCUGAGCAACUAUGAUGAUGGCAGCACUACGAUCAGCUGGCGAGGAGAUGGUGCUUACGUUGCGGUGAACAGCAUCGAAGCAAACACUCGCCGCGUGAUCAGAGUGUACUCAAGAGAGGGUACUUUGGAUAGCGUGAGCGAGCCAGUCGAUGGAUUGGAAAGUGCUCUGAGCUGGCGUCCUUCCGGAAGUCUCAUCGCAGGAAUUCAAAGACUUGACAACCGCAUUGAUGUUGUAUUCUUUGAACGGAACGGACUCCGUCACGGCGAGUUCUCUCUUCGCUUGACCGAGGCUGAGAUGAAUUCAUGGGCUUCUCGUAUCCAGCUUGCUUGGAAUGUGGACUCUACCGUACUUGCUGUUAAGUUCCAAGAUCGUGUACAAUUCUGGACUACAGGCAACUAUCAUUGGUAUCUAAAACAAGAUAUCCCCAUCCCCGUUGAUCCGAAUUUCUCGCUUCCUUACUCUCUUGAGUGGCACCAAGAGAAAGCAUUGCGAUUGGUCGCUGGUUCUUCAGGCUCGAUCGUGGAUGUGGAUUAUGUAUUUGAUAUCACUCAUGGAUCUACCUCCAUUCCAGACGAUGUCGGCGCUACCGCUGUCAUCGAUGGGAAGAACCUUAAAUUGACCCCGUUGCGACUCGCCGGUGUACCACCUCCGAUGGCGCAUAACGAGCUUGCUUUGGAGUCCAACGUCAUUGAUGUGGCGUUCAGUAAAUCGGGAACUCGGAUUGCUGUGCUCGAAAAAACCAGAUUCUCUAUUUUCCUUUGGUCUUUGAAGAGCCGGCCUGUUCCAGCUCCUAUUCUUGAGUCGAGCUAUCCCCUGUCAGAUGCCACAGCAAGUUGCCCAAGGCAGAUUGCGUUCCUGAAUGACAACGAGGUAUAUGUGCUUAAGCACAACGGGCCAAACUCUAGUCAGAUCGAGCGAACCAAUCUGGAGACCCGAGUCACUGGAAUUGUGUACCAGGCAGCGGAAACCGAGCAAUUGGCGUCGAUCUUCGCUGGUAUUGGACACCACACUCUCUGGUUCUCACAUGUCAUUCAGCCAACUCGCCCUGUCAGCUAUUCUAGCAUUGAAACCUCAACAGAGAGCGUGGUUGUCGCCCCUUGGACCGAGAGCCCUAAUGUUGAUAGUCACUGGGCCCGCGCUGUUUCUAUCUCCGACGACGAGCGCGUCUUGAUCACCAUGACGAGAACGGGUGGCUUGUAUGCGAACAAACGAGCCCUUGCAAGGAAUUGCACAUCUUUCCUCGUGACACCGUCUCAUCUUCUGUUCACCACUUCUCAGCACCUUUUGAAGUUUGUUCAUUUGAACCAUGUGGAUGAGAUGGAAGUUCCAGAUGACACACCAGAGACCGACGAACGUUGCAGAAGCAUCGAACGUGGCUCUAAGCUGGUGUCGGUGAUGCCUUCAAUUUUUGCCGUUGUUCUCCAAGCUCCCCGAGGAAACAUUGAGACCAUCUACCCCCGAGCCUUGGUCUUGGCUGGAAUUCGUACAUUCAUCGACCAAAAGAAAUACCGAUCUGCGUUCCUUGCCUGUCGCAGUCAAAUGGUUGAUCUUAACAUUCUACAUGAUUACGCCCCCGAACAGUUUAUGGAAAAUAUCGCUCUGUUCAUUGAUCAAGUGAAGAGGAUCGAUUACAUUGACGAUUUUAUUUCACGUCUGUCUGAGGACGAUGUCUCGCAGACACUGUAUAAAGACACACUCAAAAUCUCUCAGACUGUAUCAGCAGCCUUUGCUCAGUCGCAAGGCCCAGCAGGUCCCCCAGUACCCAAGUCAGGCAAAGUUGGGAGCAAGAUUAACAAGAUCUGUGAUGCAUUCCUGGCGACUCUCCAAUCGCGCGUCGAUACCAAUCUGCAGAACAUGAUCACAGCGCAUGUUUGCAAGUCCCCACCGGACAUGGAGGCUGGAUUGGCACUUGCAGCAGGUCUUAGAACACAAAAUCCCGAGCGAGCUGAAGAUGCCAUUGAACACAUGUGUUUCUUGACUGAUGCACACCGUCUAUAUUCCCACGCGCUGGGUGUAUAUGAUCUUGAGCUCACUCUGUUGGUUGCCCAGCAGGCUCAAAUGGAUCCUCGAGAAUACCUUCCAUUCUUGCGUAAACUGCAACAGCUCCCCGAGACCCGACGUCAAUUCGAGAUUGACAACCAUCUCUCUCGCUUUACCAAGGCUUUGAAGCAUCUUCACACUCUGAAUGCCCACGAUGAGAUCCGGGCCUAUAUUGUCAAGCAUGUCUUGUACAAGGAAGCUCUAGAGCUCUACAAAUACCAAAACGAGCAACAACGGGAAGUUACCGAGCUUUAUGCCGAUUAUCUCCAAGAUCAGUCCAAGUACAAGGACGCGGCAAUUGCUUAUGAGUCUCUCGCACUCUAUGACAGUGCUUAUAAGUGCUACAACCUGGCACAUAAAUGGCGCGAGUCGCUGUAUUGUGCCAUGUUGGCAUCUCUGCCGGAGGAGGAAUUGACUUCUCACAUUGACAACCUCAUCAACACUCUCGUUGACGAGAACAAAGAUUACGUCUCAGCGGCAACAAUCUAUGCCGAGCACUUGAAAGAUUAUAUCACGGCUGCACGGCUUCUCUGCCGGGGAUCUAAAUUCGCCGAUGCCGCUCGCCUUCUGACUCUUCACGGCAAACAAGACAUGGUCGCCGACAUUGUCGACUCCGGUCUUGCCGAAGCAAUGGGCAACAUGACCGAUCUGCUUGCUGAUUGCCGAUCCCAGCUCAAUGCCCAGGUUCCACGCCUCCGUGAGCUCCGUCAGCUCCGCGCUGCCGAUCCGCUUGCAUUCUACGGUGGUGAUCCCACUGGCGGCGAAGGGGGCGUUGAUAUCCCAGAUAACGUCUCACUGGCCCCUACAGAUGCAUCCACUCUCGCUGGCCGCUCUAUGUUCACCCGCUACACAGGAAACACCGGUAAAACCGGCAAGACUGGAAUGUCCCGACACACUUCCAAGACCCGUCGUCGCGAGGAGCGUAAGCGGGCUCGUGGUAAGAAGGGCACCGUGUACGAAGAGGAGUACCUGGUCAACAGUUCUCGACGACUCAUUGAGCGAGUUAACUCCAGCGUCGCGGAGACUGAGACCCUUGUCGAUGCCCUGCUGCGCCGGGGCAUGCGCGAGCGUGCUGCUGCCAUCGAGAAGGCGUUGCAGGAAGUCUUGACUAUGUGUGCUGAUUGCCGGGACGAGGUGUUCGAGGUUCCUCCUCCCAAGGCAAAGACAGAUGAAGAAGAGGAAGAUGAAAAUGACGAUGGUCAGCCCACUAUUUCUCUUCGCAGAGGCGAAAAUACUUUGGCUGAGAGCAUUGCCAUUGUUGAAGGUAAUGGUACUGCUCAUGUUAAGGACAUUCCUAUCGUCAAAGAGAUGAAGAAAUCUUCUCUGCUUGCAUAG